AUGAGACCCCAAUUUUCUCAAUAUCCAUCACAAAAACCUCCAUAUCCCCAAACAUCUCAUCCCACUCCAAAUUAUCAACAGCCUCCACAACAAGGCCAAUCAAGUGGUAACCAUCAAAUGAGCCUUCAAGAACUCAUCACUUCUCUUGCUCAAAGCCAAACCCAAUUUCAACAAGUGACCAAGAAUACUUUAUCCAAUAUUCAAGCACAAAUUGGAGACUUGGCCGCCACUCUCAACAAGAUGGAACAAAGGGGUAAACUUCCUUCUCAAACCGAGAAGAACCCCAAUGUGAGUGCAAUAACCUUGAGAAGUUGGAAAACACUUGGAGAAAGCAACCCUAAAAGAGUUUCAAGAGAAGAAGAAGAUGAAGUUAUUGUUGUUGAGCCUACAAAGGUUAUUGUUCCUCCAAAGGAACCGAUUGAUUUGUGCACCAAGAAGAGGAAAUUCAAGGAAAAUGAAAAGAUUGAAGUCAAUGCAAACGUGUCUGCGGUUAUCCAAAAGAAGUUACCUCCCAAAUGCAAGGAUCUAGGAAUAUUUGUUAUCCCUUGUACCAUUGGUGAUCUGCAUGUCGAAAGUGCCAUGUUAGAUCUUGGAGCCUCGAUCAAUGUGAUGCCAUAUUCGGUUUUUCAUUCUCUUAAUGUUGGACCUUUGGAAGAAACGAGAGUAGUCAUUCAAUUAGCAGACAAGUCAAGUGUGUCUCCAAGAGGAGUGUUGGAGGAUGUAUUAGUACAAUUUAAUCAACUAGUAUUUGCUGCGGAUUUUUAUGUCAUUGAUCUUGAAGAGAAGACUCCUUACAAAUCAUCUAUGAUCCUCCUUGGAAGAGCUUUCAUGAAUACCGCUCACACAAUCAUUGAUGUCCAUAAAGGAAAAAUUACUAUGGAUUUUGAUGGAGAAAUCAUUCACUUCAACAUCUUUGAAGCAAUGAGGUACCCUAGCAACAUUUCUCCAUUGUACCGAGUUGAUGUGAUUGAGCCAAUAAACGGGAUAAGCCCUAAUGUAUGCACACACAAGAUUCUUAUGGGAGAUUAUUGCAAGCCUAGGAGAGAGGCUCAAAGAAGAUUAAAUCCUCCAAUGAUGGAAGUGGUCAAGAAGAAGAUAAUUAAAAGGUUCAAAAUGUGCACAGAGAAGAAAAAGGCAUUUCAUGACAAGAACAUAACCCAAAAACACUUUAUUCUGGGUCAAGAAGUUCUUCUUUAUCAUUCACGCUUAAAGUCAUUCACGCUUAAAGAUAUUCCCGGGAAAAUUGCGAUCUCGAUGGCAUGA
Molecule: messenger RNA, 1263 nt
Organism: Lactuca sativa (garden lettuce)
Lineage: Eukaryota; Viridiplantae; Streptophyta; Magnoliopsida; Asterales; Asteraceae
Source: RefSeq, a predicted model, not a curated record